Pieris rapae (cabbage white) is the source of this 1121-nucleotide messenger RNA. RefSeq lists its product as uncharacterized. Bases 100 to 984 code for a protein of 294 amino acids. Lineage: Eukaryota; Metazoa; Arthropoda; Insecta; Lepidoptera; Pieridae. The transcript has 8 exons. The record is from RefSeq and is a predicted model, not a curated record.
UGUUUCUUGUAAUUUGGUAUUAUCUUAAUUUUUGAGUUCACAUUCUAAUGAAAUUAUUAUCGUGGAAUAAAUGUAUCCUAUUUCAUUACCGUAGGAUAAAUGGUUAAUGUGAUGAAGCACCCACUGCCAAGCCAUGUUUCGGAACUGGGUGGAGGUGUACGAGGUGGAGCUGGAGAAGGUAAAGUUCAAUAUGGACGUAUUCUGAACGCGCCUUCUACCCAAGAAUCGCUAAAACAUAGCGUCCAACAUGUGUCGGUUCGGCGUUCACGUCGACGAUCUCGUUCAUCUCCCGUGCGUCUACGAAGUGAAACUAACAAGGACACGGAGAACAUUUGUGGAAAGAGCCCGUUACGUAGGCGCAGUCCCUCAGUCUCGCCCUCGGCUCGCCAGGGGGCGGAAGAUACGCAGCAAGACUUUUGGAGUCCGUUGUCACCCCCCCCACCACUGGUAAUGCCACCACCUUCAACUCUUGCAUUCACCACUACACUCUCCUAUUUCUCGUCCGCCCCGCCGUGUCAGCCCGUGUCACUGGUUGCAUUACCACCCACUACUCGUGAGGCUGCCUGCCGCUCAUGCUCCCACGAACCGUCUUCCCGCUCUAAGAAGAAGCGCUCGCGUUCAGCUCGGCGAGCAGCUAGAUACGUGUUGCGAACGUUGUUGAAAUCACAAGCAUUUCAUUCAGUGGACGUCUCGCGUUCGCAUGUCAAGCUUAAUGACGACGUUCUGGAUGCUGAAGUUGGCGUAGAAAGCGCUAAAAUACAAGACAAGAAUGAAGUUAGCCAAAACCUAGAAGAUGAACCAUUGUCUGAUGUUGAUAAUUGUAAAAAACAGUCUUCAGAUAAAGAAGCAAAGAACGUCUGCGCGCGAUGCAGUAGGUGCGCAGGUGAGCUGAAUUCUACACAAUUGCGGUUGUUGCUGCGGCAUCUUCGCCAGCUGGCGCAUAUCGACCGCCUGCAUAGGGCACUACGUCGGGCAGCACGAUAAAUGUUAUGCCGCUUCGCUGUGCUGUCGACAAGGAUGUUAGGCGCUGCGUAAUACCAAUCGACUUUUACGCCGAAAAAUAUCUAUUAGGCCAUUUCGGCGCUCAACAUCAUUGACGAUUAGCAUCAAGUUCAAAAAAU